CCUUGACACUAUGUCUCUAAGUUCGGGCGGUUGGACCGCCAAUGUCGUGACGGAACCUCCUCCGCCUGUCGAGUAUGGAGCGUCGCCCCCACAACCCAACUGUCAAACCGUCCUCAUGUCGGUUCGAGUGUCGUUGUGCCAUUCUGCUAUUCGACCGCUGCGUAUUCCGGGAGCAGGCGACGAAUCCCUUCGCCUGCAGCUCCGUGUGGACCCGGAGAAGUCCGGGGAAUUCCGUCUUUCGCUCCAAGACUGCUGCGGGAAUGGUCGCAGCCUGACCAUUGCAGAGUAUAAUUUGAGAUCUGUGAACUAUCGUGUAAAAGCACCGAAAUGCCACGAGCUCAGUCUGGCAGCACCUCCGCAUGAUCGCAUCAGCUUCAACUUCGGCUCUGAGCAAGAGGCCCGGCAGUGGGCCACUGUAAUGAUGACUUCACUGAAAGAAGCACACAAAGGUGGAGCUGGUGAAGAUAACAGAGAGAGUCUUCAAUUUCAGAACACCUCAUCUUUGCAGCAGUUAGAAAACUCAUGCAUCGAGCUGACCCGAGCCAUCAAGGCUGGUGACUUGAAGUUGGCCUCCAUCUUUGCUACCGAGCUUUCCUGGCAGAAUGCUGCGCUGAAGAUCCAGCCCUCCAUACGACAAUGUGAAGACACUGAAAUCAAUUUGGCUGUUGUAUUAGAGGAUUCUUCUUCAUCAUGUUGCAUCACUAUGAAAGUUUCUCCUGUAAUGACUACUGCAGCUUUGAAACAGCAAAUGUUUCUAGAGUAUGGCUUUCACCCAUGGGUGCAGCGCUGGGUCAUUGGCCAGUGCCUGUGCACUAAUCAGCGUUCCCUGGCUUCAUACGGCAUUCGUCAGGAUGGCGACACAGCUUUUUUGUACCUCUUGUCAGCAUGCAAUGCUCACUUGACUCGCCAACUCUUCCAACAAGACCAGGAGAGUGCACUCCUCCACAACUCUUUUCCAUGUGCAUCCUUUCUCCAUCACCCCUCUCAUAACAGUAUCGCAUCUCAAGAAGGGAAACUUUAUAAAACCCUGCCAGCUAAAUUAAAUUGCACCAACGCUGGGUUCCAGAACGGAAACCCCAGUGAGCUAAAAGUCACCGUCCCCAGUGUAGAGUUGCCGCAACUAGAUGGGGAAUUGGGCAAAAAUCCAGCUUCCUUUCAGGGUUGGGCGUGUCCUUCUUGUACUUACAUCAACAAACCGUUGCGGCCUGGCUGUGAAAUCUGCAGUACCAACCGCCCUGUGACCUACAUUGUUCCGGGCGGAUACCAGCCCGACUCACUGGAGCUUAGACGCCUCCAGCAGGAGAAGGAUGCCAUUAUGCAGUACCAGCAGGCAAGAGAAGUGGAGCGCCAGCAGAAUUUUGCCCAGCUGGUUAUGAUGGACGGCCAGGACUUAGUGCCGAAUCCUGAGCCUUUGGACUGCAGAAUCUGCUAUAUAGAGCUAAAAGCAGGAGAGGGCGCCAUGCUCAGGGAAUGUCUCCAUUGCUUCUGCAAAGAUUGUUUGCGCUCAGUCAUUAUGCUGAGUGAGGAGCCGGAAGUCUCCUGCCCUUACAGAGAUGACACAUAUGCCUGUACAUGCUCCUUGCAAGAGAGGGAGAUCAAAGCUUUGGUCACACCGGAGGAGUAUCAACGCUGGCUGCAAAGAAGUCUGUCCGUGGCAGAGUCCCGAUGUGAGGGCAGCUACCACUGUGCCACUGCAGACUGCCCGGGCUGGUGUGUGUACGAGGACACUGUCAAUGUGUAUCACUGCCCCGUCUGCACAAAGCAAAAUUGCCUCAUUUGCAAGGCGAUUCACGAUGGAAUGAAUUGUAAGCAAUACCAGGAUGAUCUUGCAGCCCGCGCUAUUAACGACUAUGCUGCACGGAGGACAACUCAUCUACUUCAGACUCUGGUGCAAUCUGGGGAGGCGAUGCACUGUCCCCAAUGUGGCAUCGUUGUGCAAAAGAGGGAUGGAUGUGAUUGGGUGCGCUGUACUGUCUGUCAUACAGAAAUCUGCUGGGUCACCAGAGGGCACCGUUGGGGUCCAAAGGGUCCCGGUGACACCAGCGGAGGAUGUCGCUGCAAUGUCAACCGGCAAAAAUGCCAUCCAAAAUGUCAAAACUGCCACUGAGUCGUCUUGUGUGGAAAUGAUUGACCUAGAAACCAAAUAUUGUCUGUCAUAUGAAGUACAAGAAGAACGAUUUAGCCAAAAACCGACUUUAAAUGCUUGAAACAUGAAAUGCAUACGUUUUUUCGACUGUUUCUAAAAAUCACUGUCAAUUGUUUGACACAAUCACAAUAACAUAAAAGAAAUUAUCAUUGAUAACAGUAAAAAAAAAAAUCUCCUGCAAAUGUAGACUUCCAGGGAUGUGUGAAUUUGACAUACUGUACCAAGAUGCAAUACAUUAUACCAAAGUUGCCUUUUACUUCUGCACAAACUCUCAAUCAGGGUGUUCAUCCUUGUGCCCGUGCAAUGAAAUACCUGAACACCCUGCUAUAUUGCAAGUUCUCCCACUUAGAAAUUAUGGAGGCGUCUGAAAUUUUCAUCGUAGGUGCAUGCCCACUGUGAGAGAGAUAAUCUAAAAAGAAAAAUCCAGAAAUCACAAUGUAUGAUUUUUUUAAACUAUUUAGUUGUGUGAUACAGCUGCCAAUAAGUAUUUGAACACCUGUCUAUGAGCUAGAAUUCUGACCCUCAAAGACCCGUUAGUCCGCCUUUAAAAGUGGAAUGAUGAGUUCCAUCCCAAGAACAUCAUCCCCACUGUGAACCAUGGGGGUGGUAGCAUCAUGCUUUGGGGGUGUUUUUCUGCACAAGGGACAGGACGACUGCAUUGUAUUAAGGAGGAUGACAGUGGCCAUGUAUUCUGAGAUUUUGGGGAACCUCUUUCUGUACCAAAUAUUAACAUUGGUUUUCUCAGGUGUUCAAAUACUUAUUUGCAGCUGUUUCACACAAAUAAAACAUUUAAAAAAUCAUACAUUGUGA
Messenger RNA from Syngnathoides biaculeatus (alligator pipefish), 2956 nucleotides. It is a transcript of the gene shrprbck1r, whose product is annotated as sharpin and rbck1 related. Gene Ontology annotation, biological process: protein linear polyubiquitination; positive regulation of canonical NF-kappaB signal transduction; proteasome-mediated ubiquitin-dependent protein catabolic process. The transcript is spliced from 14 exons. NCBI's taxonomy places the organism in Eukaryota, Metazoa, Chordata, Actinopteri, Syngnathiformes, Syngnathidae. Bases 11 to 2107 code for a protein of 698 amino acids. Gene Ontology annotation, cellular component: LUBAC complex. Gene Ontology annotation, molecular function: ubiquitin-protein transferase activity; ubiquitin binding. The record is from RefSeq and is a predicted model, not a curated record.